CGCCUUCCCUUCCCCUUCGACACAGGCCAGGACGGCAGACUGACGAGCCCCGCCAUGGAAUUCCUGAAAAACGCCUCGAUUGCCAACAAGCCCCCGCCGCCGCCGCCGCCUCUGUCCUCCGCCGCCGCCCCCGCGCCCACCGAGGGGGGAGGAGGGGGGCAACGGUACGUCAAGAUGAACCACGAGGACCUGGUCAACGAGAACGUGGAGGUGGGCCUGCUCUUCUGCUCCAAGGCGGUGGUGCAGCUCAUCACCAACCCCUUCAUCGGACCACUCACGCACAGGAUUGGCUACAGUCUGCCCAUGUUUGCCGGCUUCGUCAUCAUGUUCCUCUCCACACUGAUCUUCGCGUUCGGCAGUAGCUACCUGGUGCUGUUCAUCGCCAGGGCUGUGCAGGGCAUCGGCUCAUCCUGCUCCUCGGUGUCAGGCAUGGGCAUGUUGGCUGAGCGGUACCCUGACGACAAGGAGCGCGGCAACGCCAUGGGCAUCGCGCUGGGCGGCCUGGCCCUGGGCGUGCUGAUCGGCCCUCCCUUCGGCGGCGUCAUGUUCCAGUUCGUGGGCAAGACGGCCCCCUUCCUCAUCCUGGCGGUGCUGGCGCUGGGUGACGGACUCCUGCAGCUCCUCGUCCUGCAGCCUGCCAUCAAGAAGCAGGAGGAUGAGGCGCCCACUCUUGUCGAGCUCAUCAGUGACCCCUACAUCGUCAUUGCGGCAGGCGCCAUCACCUUCGCCAACAUGGGCAUCGGUAUGCUGGAGCCGUCACUGCCGCUGUGGAUGAUGGACACGAUGGACGCACCGGAGUGGCAGCUGGGCAUCGUGUUCAUCCCCGCCUCCAUCUCCUACCUGAUCGGCACCAACCUCUUCGGCCCGCUCGGACACCUCAUGGGGCGAUGGCUGGCCUCCCUGCUCGGCCUCUUCGUCAUUGGGAUCUGCUUGAUGAGCAUCCCGUCGGCCACGCAGAUCAACCACCUGAUUGCACCCAACGCCGGCCUGGGCUUCGCCAUCGGCAUGGUGGACUCCUCCAUGAUGCCGGAGCUCGGCUACCUCGUCGACCUGCGACACUCAGCGGUCUACGGCUCCGUCUACUCCAUCGGCGACGUGGCCUUCUGCCUCGGCUUCGCUAUCGGCCCCGCCCUGUCCGGCACGCUGGUCCAGACGUUCGGCUUCAAGUGGAUGUUGUACGGCGUCGCGAUCAUCAACUUCCUGUACGCGCCCUUCAUGUACUGCCUCAAGUCCCCGCCCGCCAAGGAGGGCGAGCAGCAGGGGUUGAUCUACGGAGAGAAGUCCUCGGUUCGCUACGUGACUUACAAGAAUGAGGAAGAGGAGUAAGAACACGACGCCAACACAACCGAGACAGGAAUAAGACGAAAGGAGGACAAGAGGAAGACAAGGGGAAGACGAGAACUAAAACUAGGAGAAUAAAUAACAAGAACAAAAAUAAGAAGAACAAGAAAAAAAAGAGAAAAAAAGGAAGAAAGGAUAGCACGUCACCAGAAAGUUCGGCCACAAGAGCAACUAGAACUGGUGACUCUACUCUGCACCACACUCUCAACUCCAAGCUAAGAUCAGACAUAUUUCAAACAGUGUUCAAUAUAACUUCUCUUUCUUCUCCACUCAGGCAGCAUUAGGAAGACAAAGUGGUAUGUACAUUCAAAGGAGGUUUACAUGUUAUCGUGUGUGUUUAAUUGCUGUGCGCGGAAGUUCUUGAAUGUCGGAAGCAAAGUCGAAAUUAUUAAAGUCGUAAAAUUAAGGAAGCAAAAGUGAAAAAGAGAAAUAACUGGGUUUGAAAAUGUACGGAAAGCGUGAAGUCGUGAAAUGAGGGAAGCAAGAAAAUGAAAAUAAUAAAUAGUUGGGGUUUAAGAAUAUAGUGAAAUUACAGUCAUGACGCGAAAGACUCGAAAAAGAAAUCCAAGUAAUCAGUCUUUUUAAUUAUAGUAAUGUUCCAACGUGAAGAAAUCAAGGAAAAGAAAUUAAAAAAGAAAUUGGUUAAAAAAAAUUACUGAAACUAGAAACCCAUAAAACCAAAUACGACUCAAAAUGAAAGUAUAAGGCGUUAGAGAAAAAAAAUGACGAAAUGAGAAACUCUUGACACUAUGAAUAUAAUUAGUGAAAAAAUGCGUUUCAGAAAAAGCUAAAAAGGGAAGUUGAAAAAUAGAGGAGAAACCGAAAAAUAGAAUUAAGAUAUUACGUAAAUUUUACAAAAGAUCUUUAUGAAGACUUGAUUAAUUAUGAUUCUUUAGAGAAGGGAGGAAGAGCUGGACGAAAGAUGAAUAUGAGAAAAAUGGAAAAGCAGAGACAUUAAUAUAAGGAGAGUUAAAGAAAUGAGAGAUGACGCAAUCGAAUUCAAUACAAAAUGGUGGCGAGAAAAGAAAAGGAAAAAAAGGAAAUUGUGAAGAUUUAAGAAAGAAAAGUCAUGAAAAAUCGAGAACAUAAUAAUAAUAAUAAUAAUAAUAAUAAUAAUAAUAAUAAUAAUAAUAAUAAUAAUAAUAAUAAUAAUAAUAAUAAUAAUAAUAA
Eriocheir sinensis (Chinese mitten crab) is the source of this 2511-nucleotide messenger RNA. It is a transcript of the gene Vmat, whose product is annotated as synaptic vesicular amine transporter-like. Gene Ontology annotation, cellular component: synaptic vesicle membrane; terminal bouton. Bases 55 to 1326 code for a protein of 423 amino acids. The record is from RefSeq and is a predicted model, not a curated record. Gene Ontology annotation, molecular function: serotonin:sodium:chloride symporter activity. NCBI's taxonomy places the organism in Eukaryota, Metazoa, Arthropoda, Malacostraca, Decapoda, Varunidae. Gene Ontology annotation, biological process: transmembrane transport; aminergic neurotransmitter loading into synaptic vesicle. The transcript has 10 exons.